AUGGUGGGCGAGAAGAGCACAACGACAAAGAAGCAGAUCAAAAAGUUCGCUCGUGAUAUACUCGCUGCCGGAAGUGCUGCUACCAUCUCGAAAACAGCUGUCGCUCCGUUGGAACGGGUGAAAAUCCUGCUGCAGGUCCAAUACUCGCACAAAGACAUCAAGCAAGGGCAGCGCUACAAGGGAAUCCUCGAUGCUUUGGUACGGGUGCCGAGAGAACAGCGAUUUUGGUCUUUAUGGAGAGGCAAUGCUGUCAAUGUUGUUAGAUACGUGCCCACCCAAGCCCUGAACUUUGCCUUCCAUGGGUAUUACAGCAGCCAUUUCUUGAAGGGGAUCGAUAAGGAGGACCAAUUCUGGCGUUACGUUGGCUUGAAUAUGAUGUCCGGCGGAUGCGCUGGAGCGACAGCGAUGGCCGUUUCGUACCCACUUGACGUGGUGCGACUUCGGUUGAGCUCGGAUGUGGGGCGAGACGUGAAUAAUCGUCAGUACAAGGGCGCCCUGGAUUGCUGCAGAAAGACAUUCCGAGAAGGCGGGCUCCGAGCUCUCUACCGCGGGUUUUUCGUGUCAACGCCAGUGUAUUUUGUCUACCGUGCGAUCUAUUUUGGGGCCAACGAUGCUAUCCGCCAUCUGUACCACCGUGAUUCGAGGAAGAUCAACUUUUUGAGCACCUAUCUCAUAGCUCAGUCGGUCUCGAUAGCCUCCUCGCUAGUGGUCUACCCUUGGGAUACCGUCCGGAACCGAAUGCUCAUCAAGGGCGAACUCGGCUCGAGCAGCGCUUGGACCGGCGUUAAGAAAGUCUACGUGAAGGAGGGUUGGCGCGGAUUCUACAAGGGAGCCCUGGCCAACUCGUUCCGUACCUGCGGCGGCGCCCUCGUCCUCACCUUCUAUCACGAAUUUGAGAAAUACUUU
Mesorhabditis spiculigera is the source of this 906-nucleotide messenger RNA. The record is from the annotation of a GenBank genome assembly. Lineage: Eukaryota; Metazoa; Nematoda; Chromadorea; Rhabditida; Rhabditidae.